This is a messenger RNA of Myzus persicae (green peach aphid), 1358 nucleotides long. RefSeq names its product NADH-cytochrome b5 reductase 2. Gene Ontology annotation, cellular component: mitochondrion. The transcript is spliced from 7 exons. The record is from RefSeq and is a predicted model, not a curated record. Lineage: Eukaryota; Metazoa; Arthropoda; Insecta; Hemiptera; Aphididae. Gene Ontology annotation, molecular function: oxidoreductase activity; FAD binding.
UCAAAAAUCUAAAUUUCUGGAUACCCACCAAUUUCCGUGCGUUGGUCGUGUAAAUUUAUAAUAGUCGUUAAUUCCUCUAAUUUCGGUGCAGUCGGUACCGUUUUUUAACGAACGUCAGGCCCGUUCGAAUAAAAUGUAGUUCGCCAGACCGACGGUGCGCGUUAUUAUAUCGUAUUUUAUUAUCUUAUCGAUUCGUUUUUUUUUCUCUCAACAACUACCUACAAUAUACACCAUUCCGUAAAAUUAUUUAAUAAUUUUAAUUCGAUCAACCUUGAAUUACGUGUACAAUAAAGAGCACACUAUUUCAAAUCUGCAUCCAUAAGUCACAAUGGGAAUCAUUGAAGAGCUUAGCGUUUCUUCAGUGUUAGUUGGACUUGGGAUUGUUGUAACUACUGGUUUUGCUAUAUCAGCAUUUGUAGCAAAUUUCCAAAAGAAAAGCCAAAAAAAAAGAACAUUAGUGGAUUCAAACACAAAGAUUCCAUUGCCACUUAUUCAAAAACAUAUUAUUAGUCAUGACACACGGAGAUUUAGAUUUGAAUUGCCAUCCAAAAAUCAUAUUCUUGGUUUACCAAUAGGGCAACAUAUACAUUUAUCAGCAAGAAUAAACGAAGAAUUAGUUGCCCGUGCUUAAACACCAGUCAGUAGUGAUAAUGAUGUUGGAUAUAUGGAUUUGGUUAUUAAAGUAUAUUUUAGAGACCAAAACCCCAAGUUCCCUGAUGGUGGUAAAUUAACACAAUAUCUUGAAAAAAUGGAAAUAGGCGACACAAUAGACGUUCGAGGACCUUCUGGUCGUCUCAUUUAUCAUGGGCGUGGAGAUUUUGAAAUUAAAGCUGUUAAAAGAAUAGAUCCUUCUCAUAACCUUUAUGCCAAAAAGAUAUCAAUGAUUGCUGGUGGUACCGGUAUUACACCAAUGUUGCAGUUGAUAAGACAAGUCACUAGAGAUCCUAAAGAUGAAACCAAAUUGUCAUUGCUUUUUGCCAAUCAGACUGAAGAAGAUAUAUUAUUAAGAGAUGAAUUAGAAGAAGCCGUUAAAAGUCAUCCAGAUCGGAUCAAGGUCUGGUAUACUGUUGAUAGACCUACUGAUGAAUGGAAGUACAGUGUUGGAUUUAUAUCAUCAGACAUGAUAUCAGAACAUUUAUAUCCACCAGCUCAAGAUACAUUGGUAUUGAUGUGUGGACCUCCUCCAAUGAUAAACUUUGCAUGUAUUCCAAAUCUUGAUAAACUUGGUUAUGAUGCUAAGUUACGAUUUUCUUAUUAAAAAAAAAAAAAAAAAUGUUUUUCGUAUAUAUUAGACCGUCCGUAACAGUUUCGAGUUGUAUUUGUUGAUUCACAUUUUGUAAUAGAUUUUGAUCAUUGAA